This is a messenger RNA of Callorhinchus milii (elephant shark), 4300 nucleotides long. Its product is annotated as mucin-6. Bases 159 to 3902 code for a protein of 1247 amino acids. Gene Ontology annotation, molecular function: protein binding. The record is from RefSeq and is a predicted model, not a curated record. Lineage: Eukaryota; Metazoa; Chordata; Chondrichthyes; Chimaeriformes; Callorhinchidae. The transcript is spliced from 31 exons. Gene Ontology annotation, cellular component: extracellular matrix.
UUGAGCUUGCAAAGCACAACACGGUGGCUUUCUGCACAGCAUUGUUGCAUCUAGUCGCACCAGAAUGCAAAGUGGAAAAAUUUAGUUACAUUGAACGUUGUCAACAAGACCUCUGCAAAUGUCCCAAGAAAUAUGACAAAAACUGUGCCUGCGACACAAUGUCAGAAUAUGCGAGGGAGUGUUCCAGAAUGCUGCAGACCAUCUACAACUGGAGAAGGAACGAUCUCUGUUCUCCAGCUAAAUGUCCAACAAAUCAAAUAUACUUGGAAUGUGGCUCACCUUGUUAUGCCACUUGUUCCAAUUUACGCACCACCUGUGAUAGUCAUGGCACCUAUGGCUGUUUCUGCCCAGAAGGGACUGUUCUUGAUGAUAUCUCCAAAGAGGACUUAUGUGUACCCUUAGAGCAGUGUCCCUGUAUUUGGAAUGAGGAAAUAUACCAUCCUGGAGAAAGAAGGAACGGGCUGUGUAGAACUUGCGUAUGUUCUAUGGGCCAAUGGAACUGCACUAAUCUUUCGUGUCCAGGGACAUGUUCUGUUGAAGGAGGCUCAUUCUUCACCACAUUUGAUUCAAGAUCAUACAGACUAUAUGGAGCUUGUACCUAUGUGCUGGUCAAAAGUUCAAUGUUGCCUGAACAUGGCCACAUAGAGGGAGUUUUUGCACGGUGUGGUGUGAAGCCAACAGAGAUUUGUGUAAAAGCCAUAGUGUACACUAAUAACAAGGUGAAGAUCACAUUCCUAAAAGGAGGCCUGGUCUAUGUGGAUAAUAAGUUCCGGGGUUUACCCUACGUGACAGGGGACAUCAGGAUUCACAGGAAGUCAGCAAAAUAUGUUCAGAUGAGCACCCAGUUUGGCCUGAAGAUGGAGAUCCUGGUUCAUCCGAUUCUUCAGCUGUACAUUACUGUACAGAUCACCUUUUUUGGCACUGCAGAUGGACUGUGUGGCAAUUUCAAUGGAGAUGCUGAGGACGAUUUUAGGAGCUGUAUGGAAAUCUCAGAAGGAACUUCGGCUAUAUUUGUGAACUCGUGGCAAGUGGGUGGACACUGUGCAUCUGCGACUGAACAAACUAUAGACCCAUGCUCAUUAAGUCAUUUCAAAUCGGCUUAUGCACAGCAGCACUGCUAUAUAUUGUUGAAUAAGACCAGCAUAUUUGGAAGAUGUCAUGGUUUCGUUGGCCCAAUGGAAUAUUAUGAGCGCUGUAGAUAUGAGACAUGCAACUAUGAAAGCAUUCAGGACUUUCUGUGCAGUGCACUUGAGUCCUACGUUCAAGCUUGUAAACUUCGGGGCAUUGUCCUGGAAGACUGGAUGCGUCAUGUGGAUGCUUGUGAGGCUAACUAUCGAGACAUGGUCAAUGGUGAGAGCUGCGAGCAACAACAUCUUUGUCCUUGUGUAAUGAAUGGGAAUAUCUAUGCCUCUGGAGAGAAGGAGGACACUCUGUGCAAAUCCUGUGUGUGUACCGUAGGCCAGUGGAACUGCACUAGUGAGCCGUGCCUUGGGACCUGUUCAGUUGAAGGAGGGUCGUAUGUCACCUCGUUUGAUUUAAAGAGAUACAGAUUUCAUGGGCUCUGCACUUAUCUGCUCUUCAAAAGUGCACAGAACCCGAAGGCUGGGCACAUAGCAGCAACUUUUUAUGCAUGUGGUGAAACAUCAACCGAAAUCUGCCUGAAGACCCUAAUCUACACCAUUAAUAAGGUAAAAAUCGAAAUUUCAAGGCAGGACACAAUAAAAGUAAAUGAUGAAAUUAAGCUCUUACCCUACAAAACAGGUGCCAUCACAAUCUACAGACAGUCUUCGAUGUACAUUCAAUUAAGCACCUCUUAUGGUCUGGAGAUGCAGAUCCAGAUCCAGCCGGUGACUCAGGUGUACAUCAAUAUUGACAGUUCCUUUUUUGGCACCACCUUUGGACUGUGUGGUAAUUUUAAUGGUGAGUCCAAGGAUGAUUUCAUGAGCAGCACUGGAAUCUUGGAACAUACUCCUGCUCCUUUCGUGGAUUCCUGGCAUCUUGAUCGACACUGUGCUCCUGUAAUUGAUACGCAACCAUGCAAAUCCAGCCUCUCCAACUGGGGCUAUCCACCGACCCUGUGUUACCUCCUGCUUGAUACAACCAGCAUAUUUGGAAGGGGACAUCAUUUAGUAGAUCCUUUGCCCUAUGAAGAGAAAUGUAGAUAUGAAACAUGUAACUAUAAAACGAAUCCAGACUUUCUGUGUUCAGCCCUCGGGUCGUACGCUCAUGCUUGCGCCGCAAAGAAGCUGAUCUUGACCAACUGGAGGAAUAGUGCACGUCGCUGCAAAAUCACAUGUCCCGGGAAGCAGAUUUUCAGUUACAACGCCAAGGCUUGUGAACGGACAUGUAUGUCACUGUCUGACAGGGAUUUUGAAUUUACUGCCACUGAUGUUCCAGUGGAGGGCUGUGUAUGCCCAUUGGGCCUGUAUCUGGACACUUAUGGUAGAUGUGUCAAAGCAACACAAUGCUCCUGCAUUCUGAGCAAUGGUAAAGUGCUAGCACCAGGCAAGACAACAGUAAUUAAUGGUCAGAGUUGCUGCUGCAGAGAAGGGAAAGUGAAGUGCUCUGGCCAGUUUACAGAUUACAAAGGACUUUGCAAUCCUCAAAAAGUUUACUUUAACUGUGCAUAUGGGGCUCAGGACCAGUUUGGUACCUCCUGCGCUCAGACCUGCCAAAUGAUUGCCAUGAAUGUUUCCUGUACACCAACUGAGUGUGUGUCAGGCUGUAUCUGUCUUGAAGGGACGGUUCUUGAUGAAAAUGACACAUGUGUCCACCCCAACAAUUGCUCCUGUAAAUUCAGGUCUGAGAUCUAUAAGCGGGGAGAGAAAAUGAUCAAAGACUGUCAGAAAUGUGUCUGCCUGAGAGGUAAAUGGAAAUGUGAAGAGAAAGUGAGCUGUCCAGCGACAUGCGCCAUUCACGGCGAUGGCCACCUUACCACCUUUGAUGGCAAAUCCUUUACGUUCGAUGGUAAUUGUGAAUACACUUUAGUUCAGGAUUCCUGCUGUGCCAACAGCACCCGCCCCAGCUUCAAGGUUGUGACUGAGAAUAUGAUUUGUAGCAGCAGAUCGGGAGCAACUUGUUCCAGGGAGAUAAAAAUCUACAUUGGGGAUGUUCUGAUACAAAUGACAGAUGGCACGUACAAAGUAACCCCUGAAACUCAGACAAACAGUUUUCACAUAUCCGUCAAUCCUAUGUAUCUGUCUUUCGAAGCAACCAUCUCUGGAAGUCAUAUCCUCAGCAUCUUAUGGAAUAAGAACACAAAUGCUUUUAUCCAGAUCACCCGACAGUCUCAGCUUUCAGUUUGUGGUCUCUGUGGCAAUUUCAAUGGUGAUAUAAGAGAUGAUUUUUUAACUCGGAACAUGUACAUUGCUGCCGAUCCACUAGAAUUUGCAAACACUUGGAAGGAAGAGCCCACGUGUCAAGAUGUGACUGUAAUUAUAGAUCCAUGUGAUCUCAGUCCAGCUCGUUUGGCCUGGGCACAAAAGCAGUGUGCUGUGAUUAACAGUGCCAUCUUCAACUCGUGCCACAAGGUGGUUUUCCAACUUCCAUAUUAUAAGAAGUGCAUCCGAGAUGCUUGUGGCUGUGAAGUAUUUGGGGACUGUGACUGCCUGUGCGGAGCUGUGGCCGUUUACGCUAAAGCUUGCUUAGACAAAGGGAUCUGUAUCGACUGGAGAACCAUCAGUUUUUGUCCGAUUUACUGUGAGUAUUUCAACAACCACGACGACCAUUAUAAUGACGAGUUCAGAGCUGUGCAGACUGGGAAUUGCUCCUGGCAUUAUCAGCCUUGUAUUUGUCCUGCCAACGUUUGGAGCUUCCCAAAGAGCAAUAUGGAAGGUUGCUACAAAUGCCCAGUGCAUCAGUACUAUGAUGAAGAGCAGCAGUUAUGUGUGGCCUGUGAAUAAAGGUCAAUUAUGGGCUUAAUACUUUCCAGAAUGUAGCAUGGGAAUAAGAACUGGGAAGAGAUGCUUCUGAAGAUGACUAAUUAGUUUACUUUCCAGCCAACACAAGAACACAGACCAAGAACCAAUCAGCCUUUCUUCAGUAAAACAGGCCGGCAUCAGAAUCAGAUUGUCUGCUGAUCUCACUCAUUUGCAUUUGUACUUGGUCACUGAGCGCUUAGACAUUCUCAGUUUAAUUCACCUGAAUCUGAGUUCUAUUCAUUGUAAAUUUACACAAUACAUCUGCCCUCAUCCCAGUUUACACUGUCCUCCCUCCCUCCAUGGUUGAAGCUGCAUUUUCCUAUCUGUAGAGAUUUGGUACUGACUGGAGAAGGGUGUUAGAAUAAAUCAGAUACUCAAAA